Rhopalosiphum padi (bird cherry-oat aphid) is the source of this 1144-nucleotide messenger RNA. RefSeq lists its product as uncharacterized. The transcript has 4 exons. The coding region runs from base 394 to 786 and encodes 130 amino acids. Lineage: Eukaryota; Metazoa; Arthropoda; Insecta; Hemiptera; Aphididae. The record is from RefSeq and is a predicted model, not a curated record.
AGAUUCUAACGUAUUGAGUGCUUCUAUUUUUUAUUAAUAAAUAUUAAUAGUUAUUGCAAUAUAAUAGUACAGUAGUUAUAAUAUUGUAAUCACAUGAUAGUGUGUUGUAUUGUUAGACGAUUUACUAUUAUUGUUAUACACAUCUUAAUAAUCAAUUAUUGAUAAAUUAUUUAUUAUUCAACUGUUACUUUUCAUUAUUGAAACUUGACUAAUUUUAAACAGUUUUUAUUUAUUGUGUUCUGUCUUAUAGUAGGUAUAUAAUAUUUUAAACGUUUUUGAAUUCUAAUUUCAAUAUACUUCCCCACGUUAUAUAUAGAAACUUUCUGCUCGAGAUAAGGAAUUUAAUUACCUAAAUAUUAUAUAUUUCUUAUAUUUAAUAAAAUCAGUUUUAAAAUGUCAAAACGAAACAAGAUUUCAUAUAUUAAGCCACGAGAACCAUCAUUUUUGAGAAAAUUAAAAGAAGAAGCCAACUAUAAGGAAGGACCAACAGUUGAUACAAAAAAAAUCGAACUUCCAACUUAUGAAGAUGACGAAUCAUAUGAUGAUGACAAUCCUACUGUGGUAGUAUUAACUGAAGGCGAUUUAACUUCUGAAGAAGCAUCCAAAGAGGCACUAGCCAAAGAACAAGAAGAAAAUAGUAAACCAGCAGAUUUAUCUAAGCGUAUAAUUUUCAAACGUCCAGCUAAAAGUACACCACAAUCUGAAGAAAAACAUAGAGUGAAUAAAAAGAAAAAACGAACAGAAAAAUUAGUUUUAUCUUUCGAUGAUGAAGAGGAGUAUUCUUGAACCGGGUUUGUUUAAAAUGAUACUGCAAAAUUACUUUUUGUUUAUCAAGCUAUGGUUGUCUCAAUAGUUGUUUGUACCAAUGACUUUUUCAAACAAACACCUAUCUAUGUAUAGAAUAUGUAUUUUAAUAAAAUAUGUACUUAUAAUGGCAAUGUAUUUUUAAAACAAACUUUGAUGACUUAUUUGAUUGCCAGAUAAAUUUUGUAAUUUUAUUUGAUUCAGUAAAAUAUUUAAGGAUAAAGUUAUUUUAAGUUAUUUAAAUUUUGUAUAUAAUUUUAAAAAUGUUAAUUGACCAUAUUAUAAAAUUUAUCCUAAUUAUUUUAAUUUUCAAACUAUAAUAAACAAUAUUUCUUUGAAC